AUGAUAAACUCCUUACAGAAAGGUUUGGAAAAAAUCGAUAUUUUUGGAUAAACAAUUACAUUAAAUAUGAAUAAGAAUGCAAACUACACAACUUCAUUUGGUGGAUGCUCCUCCAUUCUCAUUAUCUGUCUACUUAGCAUAAUAUUUUUUUCAAACAUAUCAGAUUUUUUUAGCAGAGCCAAUGUAUUUUAUAAUUCUUAGACUACUUUUUCGAAUGACCCUGAUUUUAUGGAAAUGAACGAUUAGAAUGCUAUGUUUGCUUUAUCAAUUGACCAAAGCAAUUUCACCUCUAACCCCUUCUUUAACAUUUCAGUAGAGCAAAGAUCAUUGGAUGGAUCUCUAGAGAAAUAGACUAUUCAAAUUCCUCUAUAACCUUGCACUUUGGAUAGAUUCAACAAUGUUGGAUAGGAGUAGGGGUUGGACGUUGAUUUUAAUGAUGAGUUUAAUUAUUUGUCAAUGAAUAAAUGGUUAUGCCCAGCUCCGAAUUAUACUUUGCAGUUGGAAGGCACAUAUUCAAGUGAAGUAUUCAAAUUCAUCAAGAUUGUUGUAACUGGGUGUAAAAAUAAUACAAAUUCAUCGUUUUGGAAUCCGCAAUGCGCAAAUGAUGAACAGAAGAACAACUAUUUAAAAAGCGAAGGCUAGUUUAAAUUACAGGUGUUUCAAAUAAAUUCUAUGGUUAAUCCCUAACAAGCAAAAAACUAUAAGACUAUGUAUUUAGAUAGUGAUAUGUACUUUUCUUUUGUACCUUACAAAUUGGCCAGACUAGCAAAUGUCUAUUUCAGAUAGUAUGUAGUCAACAAUGAUCAAAGUUUAUUGCCUUAUGAAGACAUUGAAACUGAGAAUUUGAUAAUAAGAAAGGCAGAAGAUUUCAGAGAUCUAACCGAACUCGGGAGAGACACUGACACUAAUUUUGCAACUCUGUAUUUAAGAAGAAGUCCAUUUACAGAAAUAAUCAACAGGAAUUAUCAAAAAGUCGGGGAUCUCUUAUCAUAUCUUGGAGGAUUCAUGUAGAUAUUUAAAGUUGUCUUUGGUUUCUUCAUUGCCUUUUACAAUAGAACAUCUAUGCUUAUUGAACUAUCAAAUAAACUUUAUGAUUUUAAAGAAGUGACAAAUAGAUCAUUUCUGAGAAAAGUUGCACUUACUUAGAAGACUGAAUAAAGAGGGUCUAUUCCUGAAGAAUUAACUAAUAAACUUUAAAACUUACAGAAUUCUGAGUUAAAUAAGGGAGAUUGGAAAUAAUUCAUUAAUAAAUUAAUGGAACGGACAUCUCCAAUAAGGUUAAAUGUAAAAAUAUUGAUUCAUCAAAUGAGUUGUGGUUAUUUUUUGAAUAAUAACAAUUCUGAAUUCUUCACUAAAGCUAUGUUAAAAAUCAAUAGCGAAUUAGAUUUGCACAAUAUUCUCCAUUAGUUAUAAGAGAUAACAAAACUAAAGAAUGUUCUAUUAUAAAAACCUCAAAUUAUUUUAUUCAAUUUCACUCCAAAACCAAUCAUUGCUUUGGGAUAGGACCACAAUGUCCCUACAAGAUUAGAAGUGGCUGAAGAUAUGAAUAAAUAAUCUGAAAUCAAGACUAAUAAUCUUGAUUAACUCAACGAAGAACUUUUUACAUCUCUAUAAGAAGCCUAUAAGACAGUGAGUGAAGAAAUGGAAGAUAGUCCUUAUGUAAAUCCUUGCUAAAAAAACAUAAAUUUCAAAUUAACCAAAUAAAUAGAUUCAGAAUUAGGAAAACUUCUUAAAAACUCAAAAGGUAGUUUUUAUAAAGUACAUGAAACCAACAACAUCAACGAAAAUUAAGAGGAAGAUUCAUGAAUUCUAAAUGAAUAUUUAGUCAUCUACUUUGAUAAUUAUCC
Molecule: messenger RNA, 1847 nt
Organism: Paramecium tetraurelia
Lineage: Eukaryota; Ciliophora; Oligohymenophorea; Peniculida; Parameciidae
Exons: 6
Biological process (GO): reciprocal meiotic recombination
Cellular component (GO): nucleus
Molecular function (GO): double-stranded DNA binding
Source: RefSeq, a predicted model, not a curated record